UACUUAAGAAGCAUAGAGAUUUAUGAAUAUAUUAUUAAACAAUUCUGAUUAAUUAAUUACAACGGUUUACAUUCUUGUAACUUUGAAAGUGAGUUGUAAUUGUAACGGUUGUCCAAGGUUUAAUGAUACUUUUGAUGGUUUUGUGAUUAUCAAGUACAAUUUUUAUGCACUCAAGUCAGGCGUUGUGGAAGCAUGGAUUCUUUAGAAACAUCUGUAUCAAUCGAAAUAACAACCAAUUAUUAUCAAAAGUGAUAAUAAUAACAAUUAACAAAAAUUAAGUACCUUUUUCGAUCAAUGUUUGCCUUUGCAAAUCGUCUAUUCAAGUUAAGUCAACACUGAUGACGGAAACAUCAUUAUCAAUGUAAAGUGACUAAUGAAAAGUUAAUCCAGCUCAUCGUACCAAACUGAACAAUUAGCACUUUUCCUCCUCUUGAAUCAUUUACUAGCAAUAAUCCUACUUUUCAAUCCAAUCUAUGAUUGAACAACAUUUAACAACCAAAAUGGCAGCAAAAGCAGCAACAGCAACAAACGAUUAUCCAGUUUGCCGUGUUUGUUCAGAUCGAGCAUCCGGUUACAACUUCGACAUUCUUACCUGUGAACCAUGUAAAUAUUUCUUCAGUCGGAAUAUCUACAGAUUAGAUGAACUGCAAUGUCCACGCAACAAUGACUGUCCCAUCGAUCGAAUGACCAGAAAAGGCUGUCGCAAAUGUCGACUGGUUAAGUGUUUCCAAGUUGGUAUGCAUCGAAAUCGAAUAAGAAAACUGGCCAAACAAAAAUCUCUGCUAAUGUGUCUUUUGUCUGAACAGUCAAAUGAUUGCUUCUCUUUCGAUAAACCCAUUUUCCCUGAAAGUGGUCCGAAGAAAAGAACCAAAAAUGAACUUCCGAAGAGUUCAAAUUAUUAUAAUUCAACAGAAAUGUUACAAGAUUGGGAUUCAAUUUCAUCAACGAGUCAAACAGCCGAAUCAUUAUCAUCAAACAGCUCAUCAAAAAGUUUUACUCAAGAUUUCUCAAACCCAUUAAACUCUUAUCCAAUACAACAAAAUAUUUCAACUGAUAGUGAAUCUGUGAACAUUAAAUCAUUUUCAUUUUGUGCAUCAACCAAUAAAGGACAGUUUCCCAGUCAACCAAGUUUAGACCAAACUGACUCGAUGCAAGGAUCAGUGAAAUCACCAUCUUGUGACUCUCCUACACCAGUCAGUGUAAUCAUGAAUGGUUCCAGGUUGGAUUCAUGUCAACUUGCCAGCAAUGAAGUCAAUGUUGAAGCAAAAGCGGCGGAUGACCAGGAUAUUGAGGUGAUGGAAGACAGCUUGGAAGAGCAAAUUAACCCGAAGUUGCAAUUCAAUUCGGUUUGUGAAGAUAAAAAUGGUUGCCAGGAUUUGUCUCUAAGCUUAACAGAGAUAAAGACUAUUGAAAGGGUUGUUGAAGCUUUUUAUUCCUUCAGUCAACCUUUACCUAGAAAUGAAAAUGUCUCUGUUGAAACAAUUAUUCAAUUCACUGAUAUUUAUCUAGAGAAGCUGAUAUCUGGAUGCAGAAGUUUAUCUUUUUUCUGCGACAUGUGCCUCGAUGAUCAAAUUACUUUGGUUAAGUUUAGUUUUCCCGUCAUUUUGUCGGUUGAGAAGCAUUUCUCGACCCUUUCAACUGCCAAAAAUGAGAUUGGUGAUCAAGCCAAACUGGACACGUCUAUGAUUGCUAUUGACUAUUCACUUGUUAAUCAUUUGGUUAAAGAUCCAAAAGUUAUUUGCGUCUUGAUUGCCGUCAUUUUGUACAAUCCUGAUCUUCAUAAUUUGCGAAAUUCACUCACUAUAAGGAAGGAACGGCAGUUGUAUAUCAAACUAUUGAGACGUUAUCUUGAAUCUCAAUGUGGUUCACCGUAUCAAGCGCGAGUCAAACUCUUCGAUUUAAUCAAUUUAACCAACAGACUGAUAUUCACCCAGCAACAGCGCCAGUUUAAUUCAAACGGAUAUUAUUAUUUAUAAUCAUCUUAUUUUAUUAUCUUAUCAUAACUUAUUAAUCGUUUCAUCGUUUGACUGCCAAAUAUUGUAGUUAACACUCACAUUGGGUUCAAUGGAAUUUAAUUAUGGAAAUCAUUUUCAGUCCAAUUAAAGCUGGGCAGCUGAUGUUUGUGGUUUUUUUAUAAUUACCGAAAAUGAUUGUACAUUGUUUCUGUCAUUUGUAAAUAGUUUUUUUAUUUAAUAACAGAUGGUGGUUUCAACCUUUUUUUCUGGUUCGAGACUGCAAACGAUUUGUUAUUUUGUACAGAACUUGAAUAAUAAAUAAAAUAUCAUCGUAAUUGUCACUUUUUUAA
Tetranychus urticae (two-spotted spider mite) is the source of this 2305-nucleotide messenger RNA. RefSeq lists its product as uncharacterized. NCBI's taxonomy places the organism in Eukaryota, Metazoa, Arthropoda, Arachnida, Trombidiformes, Tetranychidae. Gene Ontology annotation, biological process: cell differentiation; negative regulation of transcription by RNA polymerase II; positive regulation of transcription by RNA polymerase II. The record is from RefSeq and is a predicted model, not a curated record. Gene Ontology annotation, molecular function: RNA polymerase II cis-regulatory region sequence-specific DNA binding; zinc ion binding; nuclear receptor activity.